Daucus carota subsp. sativus is the source of this 2973-nucleotide messenger RNA. RefSeq names its product APETALA2-like protein 2. Bases 1410 to 2837 code for a protein of 475 amino acids. The transcript is spliced from 10 exons. Gene Ontology annotation, biological process: regulation of DNA-templated transcription. Lineage: Eukaryota; Viridiplantae; Streptophyta; Magnoliopsida; Apiales; Apiaceae. Gene Ontology annotation, molecular function: DNA binding; DNA-binding transcription factor activity. The record is from RefSeq and is a predicted model, not a curated record.
UGAUCCAAUUGUCUUUGGCGUGUUUCUAAACAGGAAAACAAUAUAUGCCUGGCCAAAAAAACCCACCAAAUUGACAGAAUGAGAACAACGUGAAAAACUGAUACCAAUUACAUAUAAAAGAUGUGAUGUCAACUUCAUAUUCAAUGAAAACUGUCUCAUCAAGCAUGAAUCUUGGCAAUAUAUAUGUGGUGGGUGUAUCUUUAUCACGUAAUAUAUUUCACAUUUCCUCAUUGACCUGAUGGAUCCGGGUAAUAGAUUGAAUGCCAAAAUUUGUGUGGUGCGUUGAGUUUUCCAUUAGUGUAAAGUGCGUGAAAGUAAGGAGUUUCUAUAACUGGAAUGGAGGAACGUGACAAUUCCAUUCCUAUUGCCUGUGAUGUUCGACAGGGGUGUACGGAUGAUCCGCUCAAUCGCAAUAAUCGCGAAAUGUGAGUUGGUUUUUGUAAUUAGACGGAGGCUGGGGGGUUGGGAGAUGGUAGUAAACGUUGGAACUUGGUGCCACAUAGUAAUCAGAUCAGAUAGUUGUCUGCCUACACUACACUAUAGAAUUCUGCCUCUACUGCUGUAUUUUCACUUGUCAAAUCUUUCAGCCUCUUCUGCUCUAUUCUUCUUACUCUAUUCGGGGCAUGCCCCAGCUCAUCGCAUCUAUCAUUUCACUUGUUUCUAAAUGAAAAUAAGCAAAAUCGACAUUCAAGAGGGAAUGAAUGCACCUUUUUUACGUUAAUAGUUGAUAUGUUAUGGUUGGUAAAAUGUAAUAUGAGAUCUUUCAGUUUUCAAAUUUAUACAUCUUUGUCGUUAAUGGUUGCUCAGAGUCAGAUUGGAUUCGAUGGUUGAUGGAUCCAAGUGAUAUUUCUCAUUUCAAUUAGUACAUCUCUGCAAUUAACAUUUUGAAGAGUCAAAUGCUGCCUGUGAUGGUCUAAAAUUAGAAAUCUUUGUGUGAAACAUAUUUUACUUGCAUAUUCCGAAAGUUGAGGGUGGGUCGAGAGUCGAGACAUAUUCUCAACCUAGGGUAGAAUGUAGAUCCGCAAAAGUGAAUUACUGGAUUAUACAAAUUGUAAGUGUUGAGAUAAAUUUUCCGAUUUUUUGUGUCAGAUUAAAAAAUUUUGUUUCGCAAAAUCAUGGAGUUCCAAAAUUCCAAUCUCGUUUAUAUUAGAAUCUCAGACAAAUCUCAGUACUAUCUUGUUUGUCACUCUAAAAUCUCAAGACUUGUUACUAUACUAGACUACUGUUUGAACAAUGGACACCAACAACCUUCCUUAACAGUAAUAUAUCUACUCCCCUCUACUUCAUAUUCCAUUUAACGGCUCCCUAAACACACACGUUCAUUACACUAUCAUCCUGGUAUCCUACUUACUCAAAGUCAAAUCUUGCUUGUGUCUCUGUGAUCACUUGUUUUUAUUACAACUUCAACUAUGUUGGACCUCAAUCUCAACUAUUUUCCGUCAAGUUCGUUCCAUGAUCCAGCAGAGUCGCAGCAUCUCCAUCUUUUUGGAAUGCAAAUGAACGAACAUUCGGGUACCUCAAACUCCUCUGUUGUCAACGUGGAAACAUCCAGCAAUGCUGGCGACGAGGAGUACUCGAAUCAGCCUUAUCAUGAGCAUUGUUUCGACAUUUUGAAGUCAGGUGAUGACCAAGUUGAUGAGCAUGAAGAGAGUUACAAUCAAGGCAGUGUUGUAAAGCCAAGAUUUACGACGAAAGAGCUGUUCCCUGUUAGAGGAUCACCGCGGCGGAUGGACCCUUUGGUGCAGCAGCAGGUGCAGCAAGUAAAGAGAAGUAGAAGAGGACCGCGGUCUAAGAGUUCUCAGUACAGGGGAGUCACCUUUUAUCGCAGAACUGGACGAUGGGAAUCACACAUAUGGGACACUGGGAAGCAAGUUUACUUGGGGGGAUUCGACACUGCUCAUGCUGCAGCUAGGGCUUAUGAUAGAGCUGCAAUUAAGUUCCGUGGAGCCAAUGCUGAUAUCAACUUCAGCAUUAGUGAUUACGGUGAAGAUCUUCAGAAAAUGAAGAAUGUGACCAAGGAAGAGUUUGUACAGAUACUUCGUCGACAGAGCACAGGAUUUUCCAGAGGGAGUUCGAGAUAUCGAGGAGUUACUCUACACAAAUGUGGGCGAUGGGAAGCUCGAAUGGGGCAGUUUCUUGGGAAAAAGUACAUCUAUCUCGGGUUGUUUGACAGUGAGAUAGAAGCUGCAAGGGCUUAUGACAAAGCAGCGAUAAAAUGUAAUGGCAGGGAUGCAGUAACCAAUUUCGAGCCAAGUACUUAUGACAACGAUUUUUGUUCCGAAGCUGAAACUGGAGUUACUUGCUCAACUCUAUGUUUUACUACUGGCAGCGGUCAGUCUCUAGAUCUGAACUUGGAAAUGUCUCCAACUGAUUUUGCUGAUGGUGCUAAAGGGACGGAUGAUUUUGGGAGUUUAAGUUUCCAGAAUCAUUUGAAAGACAUCCCUGAUGUUAGAGAAUCCAGACAUAAGGUGAUUCAGAUAGAGGAGAGUUCUCCUUCUGCAAUAAUGGGAACUCCACUGCCUCUUGGCCAAGUUUAUACGCCAGGGCUUCCCUCUUUCCGGAGUGGGGUGAAUUCAAGUCUUCUUCCUGUCUACGAGGGAAGAGCGAUGGACAAGAUUAUAGAAGUUGAUUUACAGCCACACUGGGCGUGGAGUAAUCAGGGAUCUUAUGCUGAACCUACUUCAGUGCCACUCUUCUCUACUGCAGCAUCAUCAGGAUUCGUUACUUCAAGGGCUACUGCUGCAUCAGCUGGUUUUUAUUUCAUCAGUCCGCCCCAUCGCCACACGUCUAAGCCAUGUCAAAUCGCGGCAAACACUAACAGUGUAUUCUAUUACUGAAACCACAGGAUUCGAGUUCAGUCUCUUCUUCGUCAAAUUAAAUUGUUCGUUUAUGCUUUCUGUUCGUCCAGAGCAUUCUAAUACAUUUCAACUUGGUCUAUUAGAUGCUUUUGAUCAAAAUUAAAAAUGUCCCUGA